AUUUUGGCUGAGAAGCCGUCUUUGGCAGCUUCUUUAGCCAACAUUCUCAGUAAUGGGAAUAAUACAAGUAAAAAGGGUUUCAAUGGAGCCUGUUCUAUUCACGAAUGGAACGGCACCUUUUUAGGUGCUCCGGCUCGAUUUAAAAUGACAUCUGUUUGUGGACACGUUUUUGGUGUAGAUUUCAUUAGUAAAUACAAUAAUUGGGACAGGGUUGAUCCUGUUGAACUCUUUUCAUGCCCUAUUGAGAAAAAAGAAGCAAUGCCAAAGUUGAAAAUGCCUUCAUUUCUAGCACAAGAGGCCAAAGGUGCUGAAAAUCUUGUGUUAUGGCUUGACUGCGAUAAAGAAGGCGAAAAUAUUUGUUUUGAAGUAAUGAGUGCAGUCGCGAGUAGUGUAUUGGGAAGUGUAUAUUCCGAUAAGGUGACUUAUCGUGCUAAAUUUUCCGCUAUAACGGAGAAGGAUAUUAAAGCUGCAUUCAAUUCAUUGGGUCACCCAAAUGAGAAUGAAGCUAAAAGCGUUGACGCUCGACAGGAACUAGAUCUCCGAAUAGGAUGUGCUUUUACAAGAUUUCAAACUAGGUUUUUUCAAGGGCGUUAUGGAGAUCUUGACUCAUCACUCAUAUCUUAUGGACCGUGUCAAACUCCAACCCUUGGUUUUUGUGUUCAGAGACAUGAUGCCAUACAAACAUUCAAGCCAGAAACGUAUUGGUGUGUUCAGGUUACUGUUAAAACUACCGACAAUCAGGAUGUAACAUUAGAUUGGCAGAGGGUUAGGAGUUUUGACAAAGAAGUAGCUAAUUUGUUUUUGCAGCUUGUGAAGGAUCAAAAACAGGCAAAAGUAGUGAGUGUGAUUUCCAAAGAAAAAUCGAAACCUCGACCUUCAGCUCUGAAUACGGUUGAACUUAUGAGAGUAGCAAGUUCUGGUUUGGGAAUGGGUCCCCAUCAUGCUAUGCAAAUCGCGGAAAAGUUGUACAUUCAAGGAUACAUCAGUUAUCCUCGUACAGAAACUACUAGGUAUCCUGAAAAUUUCGAUUUGAUUGGUGUAUUGAGACAACAGCAAAAUAGUUCCGAUUGGGGAGAUGAAGUAAGGCAGAUUUUAAAUAAUGGUGUAAACCGACCAAAAAGCGGACAUGAUGCAGGUGACCAUCCUCCUAUCACUCCUAUGAAAGCAGCUUCACGAAACGAGCUCGAUGGUGAUUCAUGGAAACUAUAUGACUACAUAACGAGACAUUUCAUUGGGACUUUGGCCAAAGACUGUAAAUAUCUCACCACCACAGCCACAAUCAUAAUCAACGAUGAGGUUUUUACGGUAUCUGGUAAAACUCUUUUAGAUCCAGGCUUCACAACUAUUAUGACUUGGCAGGCUUUCGGGAAAAACGAAAUCGUCCCUAAUCUCCAUGAAAAUGAAACUGUUCCUAUAAAGGAGGCAAAACUUUCCGAACACCAGACAUCUCCUCCUGAUUACCUAACGGAAGCUGAACUUAUUACUUUAAUGGAAAAACACGGGAUUGGAACCGAUGCUUCUAUACCGGUUCAUAUCAAUAACAUCUGCCAAAGAAAUUAUGUUACAGUAACACCUGGAAGAAAACUUAAACCAACAACGCUUGGCAUUGUCUUAGUACAUGGAUAUCAGAAGAUAGAUGAGGAGUUGGUAUUGCCAACAAUGAGAUCAGCUGUAGAAGAACAACUGAAUCUGAUAGCUGCUGGAAAGGCAAAUUUUCACGAUGUUCUCAAACACACCGUGGAGAUUUUCAAAUUGAAGUUUCAAUAUUUUGUGAAAAAUAUUGAUGGUAUGGACCAACUGUUCGAAGUAUCAUUUUCACCUUUAAGUGCAACUGGAAGGGCACAUUCAAGAUGUGGCAAAUGCCGAAGAUACAUGAAAUAUAUUCAAGCUAAACCUGCCAGACUGCAUUGCCCACAUUGUGAUGAAACAUUCAAUGUACCUCAGAAUGGAAUAAUAAAAAUAUUUAGGGAGUUGAAAUGUCCAUUGGAUGAUUUUGAGUUACUUUCCUGGACAAUGGGAAAUAAAGGCAAAAGCUUCGUCUUUUGCCCAUAUUGCUAUAAUAACCCUCCAUUCAAAGAUAUGAAAAAAGGCAGUGGUUGCAAUUCAUGCUCCCAUCCUACUUGCCUUUAUAGUUUAAAUUCCAAUGGAAUUUGUAAUUGUGCUGAGUGUGAAUUCGGAAUACUGGUUUUGGACCCAUCUUCAGGGCCUAAAUGGAAAUUGGGAUGCAAUAGGUGUGACACCAUAAUCAACUUAUUUGAUGAUGCUCAAAAAAUAACGGUCCUCGAAGAUAACUGCGAAUGUGGAUCGCAACUGGUUACUGUAGAAUACAAACAAGAAAAAUCCAAACUUCCCAAAGGGGCAACUGAAGCUAAAGGUUGUGUCUUCUGUUAUCCUGAUUUUUCAAGAUUAGUAGACAGACCUAAGGUGGCUGUUAAUACUCGCCCACGAACUUUUAGAGGGGGGAAGGUCACUGCUGGUAGGGGUAGAGGAAGAGCAGGCAGGGGAAAGCAGCCCAAAGAUAAAAUGGCGCAGCUGGCAGCGUAUUUUGUGUAAAAAAAUACUACGAAGUGAUUUUGUUUGUCAACAUAUUAUGAUUGAGAUCUAUUUGCUGAUUUCUACGGAGGUUUAUUAAAAUAACUUCUAAGA
Leptinotarsa decemlineata (Colorado potato beetle) is the source of this 2646-nucleotide messenger RNA. It is a transcript of the gene Top3beta, whose product is annotated as DNA topoisomerase 3-beta. NCBI's taxonomy places the organism in Eukaryota, Metazoa, Arthropoda, Insecta, Coleoptera, Chrysomelidae. Gene Ontology annotation, cellular component: nucleus. The record is from RefSeq and is a predicted model, not a curated record. Gene Ontology annotation, molecular function: DNA binding; DNA topoisomerase type I (single strand cut, ATP-independent) activity. Gene Ontology annotation, biological process: DNA topological change; DNA repair; DNA recombination.